CAAGAGCAUCCAUAAGAUUCAUCCUUUUUUUCCACAUUUCUAUCAUUUUUUAUUAAGAAAAUAAACAAAAGUAUAAUAAUUCUUAUUUAUUCACUGGAGUUUACUUACAUUUUUGAAGUCUUAAGAUGUCUUAUUUCCGUAGUGGUAUCAUUGGGUUUUUGUCCGGUUUAGGUCUCAGUUAUGCCGGAGGUGUUCAAUCCUUAUUGUCAUCGAGUAAACAAACCCAAACAGAAUUACAGGUUACGACAGAAUUAAUACAAAAACAAACGAAAUCCCAAAAGGAGAUGGAGAAUCGAGUCAAGGUCUUGGAAGACACAGCUUCGAGGUACAAUACCGAAGAGCAAGUAAAAGAGUGGAAGACAAUUGUUCAAAAUUUGCAUCUUGACCAAUUGGAACUACAAGCUCGACAAAAGCAAAUAGAAGAGGCUCUUGGACAUUUAUUACUAGAACGACAAACCAAGCUUCUGGUAUGAAAAAUGGGUGUUUGUAAUGAUAGUCAUGAGUACCGUUUUGUGUUUGAUGAAUGAAGGAGAUUUUUUUUUUUUAAAAAAAAAGACGACAUAAAACCAUUUUAUUCUUACGAUGUAUUUUACUGUUUUCUUCUCUUCUCUAAUUAAUGUACAUUCUGCUUAUGUCGACGAUGGCCUGCGAAGCACCCUUUCCCAAGGAACGAUUUUCGCUUGGGCAAACUCUUCCAAAGAGCUUAUUACCUUCUGAUAGUCUUCCAAGUUAUUCAUGUUCGUGCAUUCUUUCAACUUUUCCGAAAUAGUAUUCGUAUACAUAAGCUCUCCCUGCAAGCGUUGAUAUUCUUCAUCUUGUUUUUUUAGUUGAGCUUUUUUUUCCUUCACUUCAUCUGUGAAUUCAUCAAGUGACUUUGCUGUAUCGAACACUGUGGGUGGUUCAAUAUCUUUUGCUGCUUGUAACGUCAAUAGAAUCUGACUCAUCCAUUCCGUAUUUCGAAUAAAGCGUGCCGUACAUAUUUGUUGCGGCGUCAACUUAUCCAUAAUGUCUCCCUUUUCAAUUUCUAGAUCCUCUGGUGCAAUGGGUGAUGUAUUUCCAUUUGGUACCGCUGUUUUAGCAGCUCCAUCAGGUACUUGAUUUGGGGGAAUAUUCACUGAGGAUGCAGCGUUUGCAACAGAAGGAGUCCGAGAACGCGCCCGCAUUUGAGAUGCGGCUGCAGAUACGCUCGGUUCACGUAUUGGUGCUCCUACUGGGAUAUUUGCAGCUGCCGUCCGUUGUUCCCUUAAUAAGAAGGGAGGAGUUCGUAUAUCAGGGAGAGGAUAUUGUCGUAUUUGUGGUGGCUUCGCAAUUGAGAUGUUCGCAGGUACAGAAUCGUUUUCUGAUGCCCUUAUAUAGUGAACUAGCCAAUAAUUAUCAAACCCAAUGCCGAGCAAACGAUAGCGAAAUCGAGAAUGAAGUGUUUUAGGCUCUGACAAUGGAAAGAAGCCAUGUUUCGCUUCAUGAAUCUCAAGCACCUAUG
Molecule: messenger RNA, 1480 nt
Organism: Schizosaccharomyces cryophilus OY26
Lineage: Eukaryota; Fungi; Ascomycota; Schizosaccharomycetes; Schizosaccharomycetales; Schizosaccharomycetaceae
Exons: 2
Coding region: 126-473 (115 amino acids)
Source: RefSeq, a predicted model, not a curated record